Molecule: messenger RNA, 304 nt
Organism: Perognathus longimembris pacificus (Pacific pocket mouse)
Lineage: Eukaryota; Metazoa; Chordata; Mammalia; Rodentia; Heteromyidae
Gene: Banf2
Product: BANF family member 2
Exons: 2
Coding region: 16-288 (90 amino acids)
Molecular function (GO): DNA binding
Source: RefSeq, a predicted model, not a curated record
CCCAUAUUGCAGGAGAUGGAGCAUAUGUCUCCCAGGCUGAGAGCCUUUCUCUCGGAGCCCAUUGGAGAAAAGGAUGUUGCCUGGGUGGAUGGCAUCAGCCGCGAGCUGGCCAUCAAUUUGGUCACCAAAGGUUUUAACAAGGCCUACAUCCUGCUGGGCCAGUUCCUUCUGAUGCACAAGAACGAAGCUGAGUUUCAGAAGUGGCUUAUCUGCUGCUGUGGUGCCACCGAGUGUGAGGCCCGGGAGAGCUCCAAGUGCCUGAAGGAAUGGUGCACCUGCUUCCUGUAGAAAACCCUCUUUGGCC